This is a messenger RNA of Argiope bruennichi, 5552 nucleotides long. RefSeq names its product large neutral amino acids transporter small subunit 2-like (gene mnd). Gene Ontology annotation, molecular function: L-amino acid transmembrane transporter activity. Gene Ontology annotation, biological process: amino acid transmembrane transport. The coding region runs from base 720 to 2204 and encodes 494 amino acids. The record is from RefSeq and is a predicted model, not a curated record. Gene Ontology annotation, cellular component: membrane. NCBI's taxonomy places the organism in Eukaryota, Metazoa, Arthropoda, Arachnida, Araneae, Araneidae. The transcript has 10 exons.
GAUGGGUAUAAAACUGCUGAAAAUCCUGAUAAUAAUUUUGUAUUUUUAAGCGCUGUUAACUGUGAUUUUCACUGUGUUAUCUGUUUCUUAACUGCUUAUAUUACGACUUGAAUUGGAUGCAAUGGACAUGGAUACUGUGUUGUAGAGAGUGGUGUAUUGUAGUCUAAAGGUAUAUAUGCAAUUUUGUGUCAAAUUUUUAUUUGAAAUUGAAAAUAAUUGAAAUACAUAUAUUCUGGAAAAAUGCCUUCCCUUAGAUACUUUUCGUUAUUGCCAGUCUUGUGUGUUUGAAAAAUAUUGAGCUUCAUGAAGUAACUUUACAAAUAUAACAGUGGUUGAAUAAAUGAAUCAAAAAGUGUUUAUGUAUUGCAAUACAUUUUUCAGCUAUAGAGCAACAAAUAUCCAGAUAAUUCUGCAAUUAAUUGCAUAAUUUAAAACUUGUAGCAGUUUAAUGAAAUUGUGAAAUAUUACCGGCAAUUUGUGUGAUCUGUUUACAAAUGCAAAUAUUGCAUGUACUAACUGUUUGUUGUGUGAUUAUUUAAUAAACUUCUGAGUUCGUUUUCCUUGUCUUGUCUGAAAGUUCAAAUAGUAAGAGUAGUAUUUUGACAAUAUAUUACAAUGAAAAUUUCUUGACAAUAACUUUUACUGCUAGCCAUAUAAUUUGAAAUAUACCUACGCUGAAAUUUGAAAACUGAGUAGAAUUUCUAACAUUUCAAGCCAAGAUGAAAUCGACACUUUCAAUAUCAACAACUCUUUCAGAAAGAAGUUUUCUAAUACCGCCUCCACCAACUAAAGACUCGUGCAAUAAUAAUGUAUCCAUCCAACGGCGAUUAGGUCUCCUGAAUGGUGUCACGCUCAUUGUAGGUGCCAUUGUUGGCACUGGAAUUUUCGUGUCGCCCAAGGGUGUCCUAAAGGAAGCCGGGUCUCUUGGUAUGGCUCUUAUGGUUUGGAGUGCAACUGGAAUUAUAUCUAUGAUCGGAGCUAUGUGUUACAUAGAACUUGGAACUACCUUCCCAAUGUCAGGUUCUGAUUUCACAUAUAUGCGAAUGUGUUUUGGUGAACUGCCAGCUUUUCUAUACCUAUGGGUGUAUAUGGUGAUUAUUGGACCUGUUGGCAAUGCCAUAGCAUCGCUGGCAUUUGCCAAUUAUGUACUGCAAUCGCUUUUUCCAACUUGUACUAUCCCUCCGUCUACAAUUAGAAUUACAGCUGCCUUGAUUUUGUGUUUGUUAACUUAUAUAAACUGCCGAAAUGUACAGUGGGCAACCCGUGUACAAGAUGUGUUCACUUUUGCGAAAGUUGUUGCUCUCAUCAUUAUCAUCAUUGCUGGUGCCUAUCACUUAUCCUUGGGAAAUACCCAGAAUUUUGACAAUGCGUUCCAAGGCACAACUACAGACCCCGGAUAUAUAGCUUUAUCAUUUUACUCCGGUCUUUUCUCUUACGCAGGAUGGAAUUUUUUGAAUUUUGUCACUGAAGAACUCAAAGAUCCAUUCAGGAAUUUACCUCGCGCAAUUUACAUAUCCCUGCCUUUGGUUACAGUGAUUUACUUUCUGGCAAAUGUUGCUUAUUUCGCUGUUCUUACCCCAGAUGAAAUAUUGACAUCAAAUGCUGUGGCCGUGACUUUCGGUGAACGAGUUUUAGGUGUGAUGUCCUGGAUAAUGCCUUUUUCUGUCGCUCUUUCGACAUUUGGUGGAUUAAAUGGCAACAUAUUUGCUUCAGCAAGAUUAUUCUUCGUAGGAGCCAGAGAGGGCCAUUUACCUAAUUGUCUUUCAAUGAUUAAUCUCAAUUACCUAACUCCAGCUCCAAGCUUAGUUUUUCUGUGUCUCCUAAGCUUGGCAUAUCUUUCUACAACUGAAGUCUACGUUCUUAUUAACUAUACAGCAUUUGUGGAAGCCCUUUUUGUGACCCUCUCUGUUGCCGGUUUGCUGUGGUUGAGAUAUAAGAAACCCGACCUUGAGAGACCUAUUAAGGUCAAUCUCAUUCUUCCAGUCACAUUCCUAUUAGUGUGUGGAUUCCUCGUAACUUUCCCAUUUUAUGUGAGCCCAUGGGAAACUGGCAUGGGGAUUGCAAUUACGCUCACCGGCAUACCAGUUUACAUGAUCACUAUAUACUGGAGGAACAAGCCAAAGUUCUACAAAAAAGCAAUAGGAAAAAUAACGUCAAUGGUUCAAAAAUUGCUGUUGAGUGUGCCGGAGGAGAAGUAUGACUGAUGAUUGAUUGGCUGUGCCAAAAGUGGAUCAACGUCCAUCAGUUAUUUGUAAACAUUCUGUCAAGAGCUGCUCCUUCUCAUAGAGUUGGAAUCACAAUGACAAAAUUCCUGCUAUAUUUCCAUAUGUGUUCAAUAUCCAUGCACUGGAAAAAGUCAUUUGUUGUUUUUAUGAGUACUAAUAUGUUUCCAGAAGAAUAAUGCAACGAAUUAGCAAACUAUUUGUCAAAUGCUUUCAUUUUCAUCAUGAAUAACCGUUUUUCCACUUAAUGGUUGUGCAAGAGACUGAAAUGGAAGUUUCAUGAACAUUAAAGAGAUGCAUUCACAAAACGGACAAAAGGGUUAUUAACCUUUAGCUUGUGUUCGCAAGAAAUUGUUUGUGGUUAUUCCUCUGUUUCUACAAGGAUGCUUUUUGCGUUAUGUUUUCUGGUUGCAGUAAAUAUUUUUAUUUGUUUAUUUUGCAUCUUGUUAAAAAAUGUGCAAAUGUAUAAAGUUUGUUUAGGAAAUAAUUUUCAUAUUGAUUUUCAUUUUCGGUGAAAUUAGUUUUGUUUCUAGAAUAUAAAUCGUUUUUUUUUUCAUGGGAAAAAAUUUAAUUAAAUUAAAUCUUGUUUAAUUUAACUAAAUCUAGGAGAAGUUAUCUAUCGAAAUCUUUUUUUUCUAUUAGAAAAAGUUUUAAAGGAAUUAAUCAUUGUCUCCUCUUAUAAUUUAUCAAAUUACUUUUUCAUUUUAUAGAGUAGUAUAAGAUAAGUAAAAGCUUUCUCGCGCAUCUGUUUAUUGCUUCAGUUUAUUUCAAGGCGGGAAAUUAAAAUAAUUUUGCAUCUGAUGCAAACAUUGAAGCUCUUAAAAUCUUACUAUAAGGAAUAAUAUGAAACUAAUUUUUAAUCAAUAAUAAAAACUAAUAGCAUAAAUUCAAAUUCUUUAAAGUUUUUAUGCAAAAAAAAAAUGCUUAGAACGCGUCGAUAUAAUUACAUACACCACGAAAAAACUAUUGGAAAUAAAUAUUUAUAAUCCUUUAGCUCAUUACUUUUCUUACUGAUUAGAUAACAUUCAUUUUGAAACUGAAUUAUAUUGAUCUAACUAGAAGUUUAUAGAUCAAUUCAAGCACUUCCUGUGCACUUCACUUAAAUUCAAGCACUUUAUUUAAAUCCAUUUAUAAUGUAAAAACAAGUCGAUGAAAAGAGUGAAAAAAAUUUAUGAAUUUCGUUUCGGUUGAGAAAUAAAGAUUGCAAAACAGAAACCCAAUUGUAAUAAAAUACUGAAGUAGUAAAAUUGCGCAGGUAUAGGUAAAAACAUAAAAUAUAGACAAAAUUAACAUUGUUAUAUGUGUACUUCGUAGUAUUUGGUGUAUAGAGAAUUUAUAUACCUCUUUUUACAGAAAAAAAAUGUUAUAAAAUAUAUAUAAUAUAUUUUUCUUUAAUUCGCAACAUUUUUUUUUUAUUUAUUCAUAGUUAAUUAUUGAUAAUGGCUUGUAAUUUCUAAGUACAUGCAUCUCCCACUUUCCUCUCCUUUGAAAGCUUCUGGUAUGGUGGUUGAUUUUCGUUUCCUUAUGUGUAAAAUAAUAGUAUAGGGAUCAAUUUACCUGCACUCCAACGAUGGUGAGGAAUUGUAUAGCAACCGGUGAUGACCAUCAGGACUCAUUUAUAACUUCAGCUUCUGUAUUUUUGAGAAGAUUACCAUUCAGUUCACCCGGGAUGCUUCAGCAGAAAGGAAGAAAAGGUGAUUACUUUAAAUUACCAUAAGUAUUUAAAUAAACACUUACGUGAAAAUGGUUGUUUAUUAAUUUUGAUCUAUCUGAAAAACUGGUUUUCAAGUAAGUCUUUCAGUUUUAAAACAGAUCGGAAGCUUCGUGUAUUAAAAUCUACAAUAAGAUUACAGGCGAAGUAUGAAUGAUUAAAAUAUUAUUUAAAAUUAUUAAUAGAAAUUCCCAUGGAAAUACUUGAGUAGUAAAUACUAUGCAUUUCUAAUAAUCAUAUUGAAUAUAUAAUUUUAUGUAGUAAAAGAUUAAUAUUUGCUGUACUAAUAAUGUACUAAUUAAUAUUUGCUUAUACUAAUAUCAUUAAGUUGAUUUUAAUAUCAUUUAAAUUACAAUAAUUUGUUUAAAAAAUUCUUGGGUUGCCUUUCACUAACAUAGUUAAUUCUGUCACUGAUAUUAGUUGAUUGAUGUGAUUUAAAAAUAACCUAGAUAUUGUUGCAAUUUACUUUUACACUUUAAUGUUAUAAUUUGGCCUGUAUGCAACCAAAGAUGUUAUGGUUUGUGUUUCUUAUUCUUCUACGAAUCCAUAAUGCAGAUAUGAAACCUCAAAAGUGUAAGAAUAAAAUGUAAAUGUUAUUGCCUGGUUAAUAAUAUGCUCAAUGUAUGAUUUAUUUCAUCAAAUUCAAAGCAAGAUUAAAUGAGAAAAUUAGCAAUUUGUAUUCACAUUCCUAAACAUGUUGACCAAACUGACACAGCUCAUAAUUUUCCUAAGGCAUCUUGUAGUUACGCUGGCUUCGACUUAUGAUUUCUAUGCUUCCUCGUCCUCUUCUAGUAGUACUGUGGAAUGAAGCAUGGAACUGCUUUCACUUCUAUAACAGUACUGUGGAUUGUAGCAUGCAACUGCUUUCACUUCUAUAACAGUACUGUGGAUUGUAGCAUGCAACUGCUUUCACUUCUAUAACAGUACUGUGGAUUGUAGCAUGCAACUGCUUUCACUUCUAUAAUAGUACUGUGGAUUGUAGCAUGCAACUGCUUUCACUUCUAUAACAGUACUGUGGAUUGUAGCAUGCAACUGCUUUCACUUCUAUAACAGUACUGUGGAUUGUAGCAUAGAAUUGUUAUUAUUCUCACAGUAGCACUAAGAUAAACCUUAUUGAACAAUAAGAGACUAGUGCCUUAAGAUACGUAUUUAUCUGGUUACGUAUUUACGUAUACAUAUUUAUGUAUACGUAUCUACGUAUACGUAUUUAUGUAUACGUAUUUACGUAUAUAUUACGUAUAUACGUAUUUAAUGUUCAAAAUAAUACUUUUCUUUUGCACCAACAAGGAAUGCAGCUAUAGAAUAAAGUUGUAUAAGCUUUUACAGUAAGGUCAUAUUAGUUAGAAUUCUAUAAAAUAUUCACCAUAUCCUGUAAGAUUAUCUUUUUAAAAUUUUUGUUUCAUACAACAUUUUUGCUGCUGUUUUAGUAUUAAAAUGUAUAUAUUUAAGAUGGCCGGAGACUUUAUAAACUCUGGUUUCAUAGUUUUUUUUUUUUUUAUUAUUAUUAAUGCUCCUGCUGGAUGAAAAUGAAUUCAUUUAAAAAUGGAAAUUCCUUUUUAUUCAUACAAAAAAAUUUUUAUUAAAUUCACACUGAAGUCCAAUAUAUUGUUGUUGUAUUU